Acomys russatus (golden spiny mouse) is the source of this 546-nucleotide messenger RNA. It is a transcript of the gene Ppp1r2c, whose product is annotated as PPP1R2C family member C. Gene Ontology annotation, biological process: regulation of signal transduction. Gene Ontology annotation, molecular function: protein phosphatase inhibitor activity. Bases 1 to 546 code for a protein of 181 amino acids. NCBI's taxonomy places the organism in Eukaryota, Metazoa, Chordata, Mammalia, Rodentia, Muridae. The record is from RefSeq and is a predicted model, not a curated record. The transcript has a single exon.
AUGGCUACCUCCACCACCUCACACCGACCCAUCAAGGGUAUACUCAAAAACAAAACUUCAACAUCUUCAGUGGAGGAUUCCGCCCAGUCAGCUGGAAGACCUGGAAACCAGGAGUUGCAACGGAAGAAAUCACAGAAGUGGGACGAAUCUAACAUACUAGCAACCCACUACCCAUCCUACAAAGACUAUGACUUGAUGAAGAAGAACGAGCCCAGCAACCCCCAUGCCAGUGUGUCACAUGAUGAAGAAGACAACGUGAGUGAAAAUCAAGGAAAAGAAGCCAUGACCCCGGAAACCUUAGCGACGAAACUGGCAGCCUCUGACACCUUUGGGACCAGUUAUCAGGCUGAGGAGCAAGAAAGCACUGCGCAUUGCAGCAAAUUCUUCCUGGACAAACAAGAGAGACAGCGGCAAUUUGAGUUGAAAAGGAAGCUACAUUACAACGAAGGAUUAAACAUCAAAUUGGCAAGACAGCUGAUAUCGGAGGAGCUACAGUCUGAAGUAGAAGAAGAUGACAACCAACAACAUCUACAUUCAAAUUAUUGA